Messenger RNA from Zootoca vivipara (common lizard), 1518 nucleotides. RefSeq names its product olfactory receptor 5AP2-like. Gene Ontology annotation, cellular component: membrane. Gene Ontology annotation, biological process: G protein-coupled receptor signaling pathway. The record is from RefSeq and is a predicted model, not a curated record. Lineage: Eukaryota; Metazoa; Chordata; Lepidosauria; Squamata; Lacertidae. Gene Ontology annotation, molecular function: olfactory receptor activity; G protein-coupled receptor activity.
AUGGCUGACAGGAACAGCAGUAGAGUGAGGGAGUUUGUGUUCAUGGGAUUCAGUGAUCAUCCAGAGAUGGCUGCCAUUUUGUUUGCAUUGUUUCUAGUCAAUUAUCUCAUCACAAUUUUGGGGAAUCUUGGGAUUCUUAUUUUAAUCAGAGUUGAUGCUUCCCUUCACACACCCAUGUAUUUCUUCCUUAGUAAUUUGUCCUUCUUAGACAUUUGCUAUUCAACCACCAUCAGUCCCAGGCUGCUGACAGACCUUUUAAUGGAAAAGAAAGUGAUUACUUUCAAUGAGUGUAUAAUUCAAUUCUAUUUCUAUAUAACUUUUGCCACCACUGAGUGUUACCUCCUGGCUGCCAUGGCAUACGAUCGGUACAUGGCCAUCUGCAGUCCACUCACCUACACAAUCACCAUGUCUCACAAAGCUUGCGUUUGUCUGGUGGCUGGUUCAUACAUUGCAGGAUCAGUCAAUUCUAUGAUACACACAGGAUGUUUGACUCGUUUAUCCUUUUGUGGUCCUAAUGUCAUUGAUCAUUUUUUUUGUGAAGGUCCUCCACUCUUUCAACUUUCCUGUUCUGAUACAAGUGUAAAUUUGUAUAUGGCUGACAGGAACAGCAGUAGAGUGAAGGUGUUUGUGCUGAUGGGAUUCAGUGAUCGUCCAGAGAUGGCUGCCAUUUUGUUUGCAUUGUUUCUAGUCAAUUAUCUCAUCACAAUUGUGGGGAAUCUUGGGAUUCUUAUGUUAAUCAGGGUUGAUGCUCGACUUCACACUCCCAUGUAUUUCUUCCUUAGCAAUUUGUCCUUCUUAGACAUUUGCUAUUCAACCACCAUCAGUCCCAGGCUGCUGACAGACCUUUUAAUGGAAAAGAAAGUGAUUACUUUCAAUGAGUGUCUAGUUCAAUUCUAUUUCUAUAUAACUUUUGCCACCACUGAGUGCUACCUCCUGGCUGCUAUGGCAUACGAUCGGUACAUGGCCAUCUGCAGUCCACUCACCUACACAAUCACCAUGUCUCACAAAGCUUGCGUUUCUCUGGUGGCUGGUUCAUACAUUGCUGGAUCAGUCAAUUCUAUGAUACACACAGGAUGUUUGACUCGUUUAUCCUUUUGUGGUCCUAAUGUCAUUGAUCAUUUUUUUUGUGAAGGUCCUCCACUCUUUCAACUUUCAUGUUCUGAUACUAGCAUCAAUUUGUAUGUGAUGUUUGCUUUUGCUGGCUUUAACCUGGUAAGCACCCAUUUGACAGUCCUUAUCUCUUACACUUAUAUCUUUGUCACUAUUUUGAGAAUUCGCUCAGCUGAGGGCAGGCACAAAGCCUUCUCCACCUGCUCCUCUCACCUGCUGGCUGUCAUAAUCCUUUAUGGAAGCUUGAUCUUUAUCUACCUCCAACCUAAUACAUCAACAAAUGGAGGCAAAGUGACCUCUUUGUUGUACGCAGUGGUAAUACCCAUGCUAAACCCUCUCAUCUACAGCUUGAGGAACAAGGAUGUCAAGAGUGCUUUGACACGGGUGCUGGAGAAGCAUAUUGCCUAA